Messenger RNA from Salvelinus sp. IW2-2015, 1179 nucleotides. The record is from RefSeq and is a predicted model, not a curated record. Lineage: Eukaryota; Metazoa; Chordata; Actinopteri; Salmoniformes; Salmonidae.
UCUCACUCCCUCAUGCUAGCUCUUAACUCUAUCUAUCGUCACCAGCUUUGAUKAACUCUAAACUCCCCACCAGACUGCAGCUGUCAGACCUGUUUGUGGAUCAUGCAUACCAAAGGAAGUACAGAAUGCUGUUGCUCUUUUGAAGACUACAAUCAGACAACAGAAUGGCUUCUGAGCCGGACGAGACACAGGCCUAAGAUCGCAGUGGUGUGUGGCUCCGGCCUGGGCCUGCUCGCCGAUGGUGUUACCAACAAAGAGAUCUUCCCUUACGCAGAUAUCCCCAACUUCCCCGUCAGCACAGUCCCGGGUCAUGAAGGGUGUCUGGUGUUUGGUAUUCUAAAAGGCAAAUCCUGCGUCUUCAUGCAAGGCAGAUUCCAUCUCUACGAGGGCUAUUCACUCUGUAAGGUCACAUUCCCGGUGCGGAUCUUCAAGCUGUUGGGCGUGGAGACCCUCAUUGUGACUAACGCCUCAGGGGGCCUGUGUCCGGACUUCAAAGUGGGCGACAUCAUGCUCAUUAAGGACCACAUUAACCUGCCAGGCUUCGCCGGCCAGCACCCUCUGUGCGGACCCAAUGACGAACGGUUUGGGAUCCGGUUCCCCUGCAUGUCAGAUGCCUACAGUAAGGACCUGAGGAAGCUAGCUCUGGAUAUCAGUCAUGAGCUGGACUAUACCAACUUUGUGCGGGAAGGGGUGUACUGCAUGGUGAGCGGCCCCAACUUCGAGACCAUCGCCGAGGCACGCAUGUUGCAGGUCUUGGGGUGCGACUCUGUGGGCAUGAGUACGGUCCCAGAGGUAACAGUGGCCAAGCACUGUGGCCUGAGGGUCUUUGGUCUCUCACUCAUCACCAACAAGGUCUCCCUGGACUACAGCCGUGAGGAGAAGGUGAACCAUGAGGAGGUCCUGGAGAUCAGCAAGAUGAGGGCGGAGCAUCUGCAGAUGAUGCUCAACACACUUAUCGCCCGCUCCCACCAGCUGGACGAGGGCAUCAAUGUCAACUGAAGGGGGAUGGAGAAAGAGACAGAGAGACAUACUUUAAUGUUGAAGCACACUCUCUCUCACAUACACACAGACAUGUGCACACAUGUACAUAUCAUUCACUGUGAAUCUUUACAAUAAACAACCACCCAUGAUGAAAGAAUUUAGUCAAUUUUCUAGUUUAAUAAAAUGCUCUAAAGUUGU